CGCCGAGCGUCCAAUUUUAGCGCGCUCUUAAUACCUGAGGCAGCAACGCUAAAUCCGCAACUGCCAACUCGAUUGCCCCACGUGAUCGAUACUUCUGAACCUUUGGUAUUCACAAGCAGUAAUUUACGCUUUCGAUAACGCGGAACGUUCAUUCGAUUGAAUUCACACUACGGUCAUGAAUCAUUCUUUCCACACCCAUACCCGCGAUUUAUUUAUUUAAAGCUUGCUGUGGGCGCGAAAAAAUAACAUCCAUACAGAAAAGCAUUGCGAUCAUGGUCCCAGUGUCACGAAAACGAUCGACACCUACAUCCAGCGACGACGACAUGGAGGAGCCUUAUCGAAAAAGGCAACGCAUGUCGCCCGUCCUCCCACAAACCCCUCCGCCCGAGCUCGAAUUGUCGCGUCCCGAUAAAAUGGAGUCUUCACUUUUCGACAGCGACGUACGGAUGCUAUUGCGACGAACGAUUUGUCAGACAUUGGAACACGUUGGGUUUGACCGGGCGACGGAAGAAGCGUUGGAGGCCAUGUGUGCCGAAGUCGAUACUUAUACGACGCAUCUACUUGCUCAAGUCACUUCUUCGAUGAAUAAUGCGAGAAGAAAUAUUCCCAUACCCCUCGAUAUAUCGUACGCGUUUAAUAGGUAUCAAUUACCUCUCGCUUCGUUAGAACCGCAUCUGCGACCUCCAAUCUCCGUACCGAAGCUUGAAUUAGAAUUGGAACCUAUACCAAAGGAAGAUCCUACGACGAAGAAUGUCAUAAGGAUAUUAGGAGUCGAGCUCAAUGGUGAGGUGGAAAAGGCACAGAAAUCAUAUAUACCGAAAGGAUUCCCCGCCUUUCCUAGUAAACAUACAUUUAAAUGGACGCCCAAAGAGAGCGAACGCUUAACUGAUCCCCGAAAAAUCCGGGAGAAGGCUGCGGAGAAUGCCAAGAUGGGGGAGGAGGCUCUGAGACGUCUGGUGAAGGUUGGAAAGGUGGGCAAAGAUAGGGAAAUGAAACGAAUGGCUGGUAGAGAUCCAAAGAGUAAGGAACGGCAUGCGUUGUGGGAACGUACCAUGUUGGAACUGGGAAUUACAAAUUCUGGUAGUGGAAGUGGGAGUGCAAAUACAAGGCUGGCGCUAGAUGAUCGCAGUAUGGUAGUUAAUGCAGAGAAGCAGUAUUUCAGAAAAGGUGCACCGGCAAGAAAAAGAACGCAACCACAGCCGCAGCCUCCACCUUCGCCUAUGGAUGAGGAUUUGGUGUCGUUGGAGUCGUAGGGAAAUGGAUUAUAACAAAAAAGAUACGAAUAAUAAUUUGGGUUUGGAAUCUCAGGUAUGGGCGGUGGAAUGCAUUAUCAGCGAGGAGUUCUGGGGUUGAAUCAAUCAAAAGGAUCAAAUUUUGGGAGCCGGUAGCUCAAUGAAGGACGGACUCUUGCAGGAGCGAGAGGUAUUUCCUUAUAUAUGUAAAUCUACAUAAACCGUUGCUGUUCAUGCGCAACUUUACAUACACCUUACCAAAACAACAUACUUUCAAUCAACAAUUCUCAUAAAAGAGUAUGGACCUGUUGUAACGCCAAUCAUAGACCUGAACACCAUCGCAAUGCACCAGGUAUAUCCAAUACAAUCAUCUAUUUGACCUCAAGGCCAAGCACCCGGAUCAAUUUCUGUCCCCAAAUCCCUGUCCUCUAAAAACUUCCUGCCUCUCAACUCGUCGGGUAGGUAUUCUUGAACUACUCUACCCUCCUUGUAAUUAGGAUUGUAUUUGUACUGAUCUCCAUACCCCAACUCUUUCAUCAAUUUCGUAGGUGCAUUUCUCAAAUGAAUAGGGAUGCUUAAACUAGCUACCCCAGGUUCCCUCAGGGCAGAAUAUGCGUUGUUUAAUCCUCUGUAUGCUCUGGUACUUUUGGGGGCUAGGCACAGAGCCACAGUAGCAUGAGCCAUUGUGAUUCGACAUUCAGGCAUACCGAUUUUCUCGCACGCGGUGUAUGUGCUGGUUGCGAGCGUUAGCAUGGUGUUGUCGGCCAGUCCUAUAUCUUCUGAUGCCAUAACUACCAUCCGCCUAGCUAUGUAGAGAGGGUCUUCUCCGGAUUGAAGCAUUCUUGCAAGGUAGUAUAGAGCAGCAUCUGCGUCACCACCUCUUACUGACUUGUGGAAAGCAGAGAUAGUAUCGUAGUGUUGAUCGCCAGCUCUAUCAUACACCAGCGUCUUGGUAAGGGACGCUUUGAUAUCUUCCUUAGUAACAUUGGGUCUUGUAGACAAGCCCAUGGCUAGCUCUAGGAGAUUCAGGGCCGUCCGAGCAUCACCGUCAGAAAAGGCAGAUAGAUACUUUAAGAGCUCUGUAUCCACAAGAUCUGUAGGGGUGUAAUUUGGCCCCUCGGUCUUCAAAGCCCUCUCUAAUAUCUUCAAUAUGUCAUCGUCCGUCAACUUCGAUAAUGUGAAUGUCCGGCAUCUAGACAGUAAAGCAUUCUGGACUUUGAAAGACGGAUUCUCGGUCGUAGCUCCUAUUAAAGUAACCUGCCCACUUUCCACAGGCCCAAGAAAUACAUCCUGCUGACUCUUCGAAAAUCGAUGAAUCUCAUCGCAGAAUAUUAUCGUCUUUCUUCCAGUAAGCCCCAGUUCCCCUCUUGCCUCAGCGAAUAUCUUCUUCACCUCCCCCACCCCAGUAGACGUACUAUUGAUCUCGACAAACCGACUUCCUACCAUCGCAGCCACACACCGUGCAAUUGUAGUUUUACCCGUGCCAGCGCCACCCCAUAGUAUCAUUGAUGGGACACGAUCUUGUUCAAUGAGACUGCGUAAAACUCCAUGUGGCCCAACUAACUCUUGUCCACAUACUUCGUCUAGACUUCUCGGACGCAUUCGUUCUGCUAGCGGAGCGACCUUUUGAAAGGCAUUGGUCUUAGUCUUCUUCGCCGGCGGAUCAACAGUCUCGUUUUCCCACUGCAUCUCUGUCUCGGCAUCGUCAAAUGAUCUCUUCCGCUGAACAGUCAGGGAUCCACUCGCACUCCCAUCUUCUUGCCGCUUCGCAGUUGUAUUUCCAUUCUGCACUUUCGGUUGAAAAUUGGGUGUCGAAUUGGGUUCUAUCUUUGGGGUAGGAUGCAAUGCUGUUUUCUUAGUCGCAGGUGUCGAAAAGAAGUUGGAGACGGAAGGCUUCUGCGUGGAGGUUGGUUUCUGUGAAACAAAUGCAUUCUGCUGAGUAAGUGGAGGAGAGAAUGUGUCAAUGAAGUCUUCACAUCCCGAAUCAAUGUGACUAUUAAUGUCUUUAGCUUUCACUUGCUUUUCGCAAAUGGGGCAAGCAACCAUGCUGAGCAAUUAGUGGGAAUUGACUCUAAGUAAUAGGUUUGGUUCAUGAUCAUCAC
Molecule: messenger RNA, 3334 nt
Organism: Botrytis sinoallii
Lineage: Eukaryota; Fungi; Ascomycota; Leotiomycetes; Helotiales; Sclerotiniaceae
Exons: 2
Coding region: 273-1253 (326 amino acids)
Biological process (GO): transcription initiation at RNA polymerase II promoter
Cellular component (GO): transcription factor TFIID complex
Molecular function (GO): protein heterodimerization activity
Source: RefSeq, a predicted model, not a curated record